CGUAAUGACUGUCCAUUGGUUUUGUUAUUCUAUCUCCACCUCCUACUCCGCAGCUUUGCCCUGCCCAUGUGUUGUAUCUCUAUGUCCAUCCAUCGACUGACGUUCAAGUUCGUAGGAACGUCACGUCCGCACUUGAACUUGCAGUUCAGGGGGCUUUGCUCAUACCCCUCUCUCUGUCUUUGCAAAAAAGUCAUGAAGACUGCCGCACAGCCCGUACCCCGCGCGUCAUCGUGAUGUGAUCUAUAAUUCAUUUUUGGAUGUCAAACGCAUCGAUGAAGAUAUUUUAUCUGGAGUCUAUUACAUUGUAGGACGCCUCUGCCAAUGUGAACUAAGCUGAACGCCACCACUUACCAACAUGUCUCGCCGCAAGCAAGGCAAACCCCAGCACUUGAGCAAGCGGGAGUUUUCGCCUGAGCCCCUGUCGGCCGUUCUCCCCCCAGACGAGGAGCACGAGGACCACCCCAGGCUGGGGCAGCAUGGGGACAACAGGAUCCUCCUCAAGGGGGACCAGGAUCUGCUCACCUGUGGCCAGUGCCACGCCCGUUUCCCUCUUGCCCACAUCCUGCUCUUCAUCGAGCACAAGAGGCGGCAGUGUCGUGGCGCCCCCUGCACGGACAAAAUUUUAGACGACGGGCACAGGCGGUCGCCCUCCGCCGUUCCCCUCGCCUCGCCCCGUCCCUCCUCAAACAAAUGCCGAGACAAACACCCGUCGAGGCGCCCCGUGGAGGUAGCCGUUCAGGUGUCGCCGCGCAACGAUGAUGAGGAUUGUUUAUCGACGCCCACCCACGGAAUUAUCCCCAAGCAGGAGAAUAUCACAGAUAAGGAUGAGCCCAGUAGUUACACGUGUACGACCUGCAAGCAUCCGUUCAGCAGUGCCUGGUUCCUGCUCCAGCACGCCCAGAACACCCACGGCUUCCGCAUCUAUCUGGAGAGUGAGCCAGGCAGCCCCCUCACCCCCAGGGUAGCCGCCCCGCCCGGGAUGGGAGGUGACUGCACCUCCCAGCCCCCCCUCCACGGUGUCCACCUGGCCGAUGGGAGCCCCUUCAGUCUGCUGAGAUUGCCUGGGUCCGGGUCUGGCCGGGAAGGGGCCGCCUCUGUCCCCCACGAGGGGCGCUACCCCCGGACGCCUCCUCUGUUUAGUCCGCCUCCACGGCACCACCUGAGCCCGGAGAACCUGGCGCUGGCCACCCAUCACCCGAGCGCCUUCGACAGGGUGAUGCGGCUCAACUCAGUCGUCCUGGACCCACCGCCCACAAUGGACUUCUCAAGGAGACUGCGGGAGCUGGCGGGUAACCCCACGGGGGCCUCCCCACCUCUGUCGCCCAACAAGCCCAGCCCUAUGCAACGGCUGCUGCAGCCCUUCCAGCCGGGCUCCAAGCCCCCCUUCUCGGCCACGCCUCCUCUCUCCACCUCCCAGUCGCCCUCGUCCGGCUUCCGCUCCACCCCCAACCCGGCCCAGCCUACCACGCCGCUCAAGGCCAAGUCGUGCGAGUUCUGCGGGAAGACCUUCAAGUUCCAGAGCAACCUGAUUGUGCACCGGCGCAGCCACACAGGAGAGAAGCCCUACAAAUGCCACCUGUGCAACCACGCCUGCACCCAGGCCAGCAAGCUGAAGCGCCACAUGAAGACGCACUCUCAGAAGAACUCCCUCAACGCCAAGUCGGAUGACGGUCUGUCCACUGCCAGCUCACCCGACCCAGGCACCAGCGACCUGGUGGGCAGCGCUACCAGCGCCCUCAAGUCCGUGGUGGCCAAGUUCAAGAGCGAGAACAACGGGCUGCUUGAGAAUGGUGAGGAGGAGGAAGAGGAAGAAGAGGAGGAGGAGAGAGAUGAAGAGGAAGAGGGAGACGAGGAAGAAGAGGAGGAAGAAGAGGAAGAAGGAGAGGAGGCAGAGGAAGAGAUGGAGACUGAGGAAGGUGAGAAGAACGAUUAUCAUUUCAGCCUGCUGUUGGAAGGGGCCCGGCACCACCAGAACAGCCAGGCCCUCCACCCUCACUCCCAUCCCCACCGACGGAGCACUCCCCGGGACGCCUGUGAAGAGGACUUGGCCCUGGAGUCGGACCGGGCCGACGAGGUCUGUGGCACCACCCCAAUGGCCAAUGGCCUGGGUCCUCUCUCUAAUGAGGCCCUGACCAGGAAGCUCCUGAUGGGGAGCCCCGGCUCCCUCAGCACCAUGACCAAGCGUAUCAAGGUGGAGAAAGAACUGGAUCCUCCCACGCCUACCAUCCCCAACACAGAUAACGUCUACUCCCAGUGGCUGGCCGGCUACGCCGCCUCUCGACAACUCAAGGACCCCUUACUCAGCUUUGGAGAAUACUCCACCAUACAAUCGCCCUUCGCCACAUCCUCCGAGCACUCCUCCGAGAACGGCAGCCUGCGCUACUCCACGCCUCCAGAGGAGCUGGACGGCGGCUGCGGGGCCUCGGGCCACAGCGGGACGGGCAGUGGGGCCAGCACCCCCCACCUGUCAGGGAGCGGUGGGCGCCCCAGCUCCAAGGAUGGCAGCCGGCGGAGCGACACGUGCGAGUACUGCGGCAAGAUCUUCAAGAACUGCAGCAACCUGACAGUGCACCGGCGCAGCCACACGGGAGAGAGGCCCUACAAGUGCGACCUGUGCAGCUACGCCUGCGCCCAGAGCAGCAAGCUCACUCGCCACAUGAAGACGCACGGCCAGAUGGGCAAGGACGUUUAUAAAUGUGAAAUCUGCCACAUGCCUUUCAGUGUGUACAGCACUCUAGAGAAACACAUGAAGAAGUGGCACAGCGAUCAACCCAUGCCAACCACCCUGGAAAUUAAGACUGAGUAGGGGAGGCAGGACAGCUCCCUGAUUCGCUGAAUCAUGGCAAAAGGUGGGGAGACUGACAGGGGUUAGACACCAGUUAAAAACCCCGUACCUUUGAAAAAGCUGAUCCAUAUUUGGGGCAAUACUAUUGCAUCGGACACAAAAACUUUUCAGUCUUUCUAUUGUGCAAUAAUUUACAUGUUUUGUACUUUUGUAACUGGACGGCAUGCUCAGUGUGUUUUGGCUACUUAGAGAACAUUGUCCUUCAUUGGUUGGUUGGUUGUAAUUGUGUUGCUGUUGGUUGGUACUUUUGAUUAAAAAAAAAGAAAAAGAUAAGAGGAAGAAAACCCCCAUGCUGCAUAUACAUACUGUUUUACAUAUCUUGUACAGUUUGGUGUUGGAAACAUGGUGGGCAGUUUGAAUGGUCUAGCUACAAAAAGCAGGGUCAAAUUUUGACUAGUCUUUUAAAAAUAUUUUCUGUCCAUUACUGGGUUAAGAAUAUCAAUUGGGUUUGCCUAGGAAAUGGUAGCCACUUAGCAACAUAACAUUUUCUUUUAGAAGAUAUAGUGGUGGUCAAUUUGAAAUGAAUAGUUAUCGUUUGAAAAAGCAAAAUAAUUGUGCCUUGGAAUAUUUUACCUGCAUUAGUUAAUCCUCCUUUUUGCUAUAAGCUCGGAGAUUCAGCUACAAACGAUAGCUAGCGGACAUGUGUUUAACAGGAAAAAACAGGUUCUUGCAUCAAGCACCUGUACAAUAUGACAUCGUCCUCCGUGACCCAGCGAAACACAAGGAACCAGUUGAAACAAAAAAUAUAUAUUUCUGGUAAAUCAUUUUAUCUGCCUGACUCAUUGUAUAAUAUACUUCAGAUGCUCAUUCUGUUUACUGGCAUGCUAGCUACAUGCUAUUUGGGGAUUAUGUGGUGUUUAUAUAAAGGGUUUUAUUUGUGUUUUGUUUGGUACCUUACAUAGGGGUACUAAAUGUAAUAAUGAGUUGUUAUAAUUCUGUAAACUUAAGCUCUUAAUGUGUUAGAGUGUUUUGUUUUGAAAUGAAAGGUUUUACAGUUUUUUGUAAGUAGCACAAAACUAUGUUGUUGUCCUUGUUGCUGGGAUCUUCUGUGAGUCGGCCAUGACAGUGUGUUGCUGUGGCGGCUGGGCACCUGAAGACUUGUUUUUCUUAGUUCUGACAUGUCAGGCUGAUUUUGAAAAGGGGGUGAGGUUGGGGGCAAGGAAUGACCAGAUUUUGAUCAAUUCAUAAUUUUUUUAUGCAUUAUAAGCUUUUUAAUCAGCUCUUUUUUCUUUUUUUCCGCAUGUUAUAUCAGAUUUCCUAAAAGCUGAAAUGUUGCCUCUUAAACUAAUUGAUAUUGGAAAUUCAUUUUUUUUUUAUUUAAGAACAAUUUUGAGAAGUGUAUUCAGUAAAACACAUCCCCCGCUCGAUUUUGACAUAAUUUCAAUCUUUCACAUCGUUUUGUGCUCUUUGAGUUGACACGUUAGACCUCACAGCUGUUGUUUUUAUUUUACAGACUUGCAUCAACCCCCCUUUCAUAAUGUUGUUGGUAAAGCACUUGUCACUCUGCCUUGGAUCCUGUAUCUGUCUCUCUAAUCGGAGGUACAGUCGGUUGAGUAUAAAAUAAUAAGAACUGGGACUUUUCCCAGGAUGAAAUAUGUGCACUGUUCAAUUUUCCCAGUUUACAGGUGGACACUCAAGGGAAAACUUUGCUCUAAUGCAGACCGAUUGAUGUGGUGUCAUUGCUUCAUGCAGAUAAGAGUGAAACGAGAAACCAUCGCCAGCCAUUUUGUUUCCCAGGGGGCCUAGCAGUUUUUGGGGCCUCUGGGUAAUACAGUAUCAAUGCAGGAACCGCCAUACUCCCUCCUGCUUCAGAUAGAAAGAAAGAAAGAAACCUUGCUGCUCAAAUAGGGCAAGAUUUUUUUUCCUACUACAAAUUUUAUAAAAAUGAAAAAAUAAACUUUGUUUUUUAAAGUAACACUUCAAUAUCUUUAGGGGAGACUUUAUUUAAGUUUGUUUUGAUUAUAUUUUUUUGGUUUCUCGUUAAAUCUUGAUGAUUAUGCUCAAGAUUUUAUCACUAUAUUAUGAAUAUGAAAUGAACAUGACUCUCAUCUUUUUGCCUUUUUGCUAUACACAGGUCUUCAGGUUUAACAACAUUUUCAUCGGCGAGAGAUUUUAUGAUUAUAUGUGAAUAUAUAGAGAGAACUUAAAAAACAUAGGAAAAUGCACACUCAUGUUCCUAUGCUAAAAUACACAUUUACGGUCUACUUUUUCCUGUAUUUAGAAUGGUAUUUGAAAUUAAUGUUCACUUAGCGUAGGCACUUCUAGUAUUUAUGUUGAAGCCUGUAUUUUUAACUGUUCGCUUGUUCUCUUUAAAAGGUUUCAAUGUACUCUUUUCAGUAGUUGAAGAAAAAAACGCCCAACAAGCUGCCACCGUAUAUAUUUUCUUAAUUUGGCAGGAUAAUACUAUUAUAGUGUGAAUAAUUUGUAUGCUUGAACAAAAGUUAAGUAUGUUUUUGAAAAUUUGAAACGUUGUGGCAUUCUAUGGAUAAGAGAAGCCAUGUAAUGGUUUUUUCAAGCAGUCCCGUCGGAAUGUGCCACAACAUGGUAACACAGGUGGUUGUAUAUAUCUUUUAUUUGUGUUUUUUUUAUAUAUAUUUUUUCCUCUCCUGCCAUUUUAUAUGCAGUAAUACAAGCUAUUGUUGGGUUCUUGGUAGUGUAACUUUUUACUGUCCGUUCCUCUCGACCACCUGACCACAUUCCAGUCAUAACAAUGAAUGAAGAACUAUUCUAGUCAUUAUGCAGUCAAUUGAUUAAAAAAAACAUCAAUCUGGAAAUCAAUUUAACAGUUUUUUUUUUUUAAAUCUAUUUUUCAUUGCUAAACAGUACAUGGUGCUUUAUGGUUUUUUUUAAGUGGUAAAUCUCAUUUGCAAAACAUUUCUAAUGAAAACAGAAAUUAUUGGUGUGGGAAAAAGACAAGCCUGCUUGAGCUGGUAAAGUAAAGUAGGCUACAUGUUUUGUGUACAUGACAAUGUUACAUUGGUACGUUUGCGGUUUUCAGCCAUUUUUUUUCUGUCUGUUCUAAACGCUGAUUAUUCUGAACUGAACUUGAACUUGGCCUCCGACAGUGGACGUCCCUAUUUAUUAUGACUAUACACAACUUUGUUCAAAACAGAGUCACACACAGCUAGGAAUCAAUACAUUUUCUCUCUCUUGUUGAAUAUCUGAUGUUUUUUUAAUUUAUUUUUAAUGACCAAAUGUCAUUGACCACACCAUUCAGUUUCUGGGAAUUCUACUCUCUUCUGUUGAGUUCUUGUUCUUUUGGAGAUGCCACUCUUUUUUCAACAACGGUUGUCUGCGUUAUUCUCUACACUCAGCCAUUUUGUCUUGAAAAAAUGAAAAAUAAAAAGUAUUACAUACAUUUA
Molecule: messenger RNA, 6207 nt
Organism: Salmo salar (Atlantic salmon)
Lineage: Eukaryota; Metazoa; Chordata; Actinopteri; Salmoniformes; Salmonidae
Product: BCL11 transcription factor A
Biological process (GO): negative regulation of dendrite development; regulation of transcription by RNA polymerase II
Cellular component (GO): nucleus
Molecular function (GO): RNA polymerase II cis-regulatory region sequence-specific DNA binding; DNA-binding transcription factor activity
Source: RefSeq, a predicted model, not a curated record